This is a messenger RNA of Schistocerca americana (American grasshopper), 1077 nucleotides long. RefSeq names its product collagenase-like. The transcript has 8 exons. Bases 1 to 1077 code for a protein of 358 amino acids. Gene Ontology annotation, biological process: proteolysis. The record is from RefSeq and is a predicted model, not a curated record. Gene Ontology annotation, molecular function: serine-type endopeptidase activity. Lineage: Eukaryota; Metazoa; Arthropoda; Insecta; Orthoptera; Acrididae.
AUGGAGUCUGACUGCGAAGAUUUGCCAUUUGUUAUGGUGGGAGAUGAUGCUUUUGCUCUUUCAGAGUACGCGAAGAAACCAUACGCAGGAUGGCAAGAGAAAGGCAGCCAGGGAGGUGAUGUGAGAAUAGCCGUAUUACCUCUUCUACUUGUCACUCGUUUCUGCCCUUGUGUAACUCUGGGCACCGGUGUAAAAUUUUUCGGACUGAAAGCAGAGAAGCUAGACCAUGUGGAGUUGUCGAUGGGCGCAUUUGCAGCAUCAGGCAUCGAAGCACACCGAGAUCCACGUUCCAGUUCACUGGGGCCGCUGGUGGAGAAUUCUAGAUCCGACUACACUGACUUUGCAUGGGGCGAUUCAGCAGCAGACGGCGCGGGCGUGAGGACGGGUCGCAUCGUGGGAGGCGGGGCGGCAGCGCGCGGCCAGUUCCCGUUCGCCGCCUACGUCAACGUGGCCGGCACGACGGCGUGCGGCGCCGCGCUCAUCACCGACGGCUGGCUGCUCACCGCCGGCCAGUGCAUCUACUCGUACAUGGAGUGGACCAUAUACCUGGGAGUAAUUGACCUGGUAACGACGGACGACUACUCAGUGGUCAUCGUGACCAACUCAGGGUUGGAGCACCCCGGCUAUGAUGCCACCACGUUGAGGCACAACAUCGGACUCCUGAGUGUGCCCGGAAGAGUCUUCUUCAACCAAUACGUGACGCCUGCCGCGCUGCCGCGGUACUCAGACGUGGACAGCACUUUUGAAGGCGUCGACGUCCUGGUCACCGCCUGGGGGGCCCAGGCAACAGGCGGUGCGGCGGCACAGACCAUGUGGUACGCUUACUUCCAGCCGGUAGCCAUCUGCAGCCCCGCCUGGUCCUACUGCGGCAUUGGGCGCUACAACGAAGCCAUCUGCACAGGUGACUUCGGGAGUCCGAUGCAGCGCGCCGAGUCCACUGGGAACUACACGCUGGUGGGCGUCGCCAGCUUCAUACAGGGCACCACCACCUGCGAGGGCGCCACCUCUGGCUUCACCAUGGUGGCCGCCUACCUCGACUGGAUCAACCGGCACACGCAGCUGGAAAUCCUCCCUUGA